AUGGAGCGUCCCGGUUUCAUCGAGACCCCAGGUCGUCGGGUUACUCGCAGCAGUGCUGUGGCCUCAGAGACAAACACAGAUGACACAUCCGACUCCGCGGUCGACAUGAUGAGAGGGCCUAAAUCUGCGACUCGUAGACGCACCUCCGGAAAGACCAAUGCUGAGGACAUCUCGGAGGAGGAACCCAAAACAGCUGCGACAAAUGGACAUGCCAUCUCGACCGAGAAGAAACCUCGAAUCGUCGACGGUUGGGAAGAGGGCAAGGAUCCCAAAGUUGAUUAUAGUGGACACUUUGAGUUUGGUGGCUCCUGGGGUGUAUUAUCUAUGAUGAUCGGGUUUCCAAUGCUGAUGUACUACAUGUGGAUUGGUGCCGUUUAUUACGAUGGCAAGUUCCCUCGCGCCUCGGAAGGACAGAGCACGUUGGCUUUCAUCACGCACCUGGCCAACUUGGUCUACGUGGGUGCUUUUCCUUCCGUCAAGGCCUGGGCCAUCUAUUGGGCGUUUUUCCUCUUCGAGGGUGCUUGUUACUUGCUCUUACCAGGCAUCACUGUCAUGGGUCGCCCUCUGCCGCACCUCGGAGGAAAGCAACUGCCAUAUUUUUGCUCUGCCGUAUGGUCUUUUUACACGAGUAUCUUGCUGGCUUUGACACUUCACUUUACCGGUGUUUUCAAACUGUAUACUAUCAUCGACGAGUUUGGUCCUCUAAUGAGUGUCGCCAUCCUCUCGGGAUUUCUUGUGUCUUUCGUUGCAUACUUCUCGGCUUUGGCACGUGGAGCUCAACAUCGCAUGACUGGUUAUCCCAUAUAUGACUUCUUCAUGGGGGCCGAACUCAAUCCCCGGAUGUUCGGAAUUUUGGACUUCAAGAUGUUCUUUGAAGUCCGCCUCCCUUGGUAUAUCCUCCUUUUUGUCACUAUGGGUGCUGCAGCCCGGCAAUACGAAGUAUACGGCUACGUCUCUGGAGAGGUAGGGUUCCUUUUGAUGGCGCAUUUCCUGUACGCAAAUGCCUGCUCCAAGGGCGAGGAGUGUAUAGUGUCAACCUGGGAUAUGUACUAUGAGAAAUGGGGAUUCAUGCUGAUUUUCUGGAAUCUUGCUGGUGUACCUUUGAGCUACUGCCAUUGCACGAUCUAUCUUGCCAGCCAUGACCCGGCGACCUAUCACUGGAAUCGCUAUUUCUUGACAAUCCUCUAUAUCGCAUAUCUCUUUGUGUAUUGGGUUUGGGAUACUACCAACAGUCAGAAGAACCGUUACCGUCAACAGGAGCGUGGAACUAUGGUCUUCCGGAAUACGUUCCCACAGCUUCCAUGGCAAACAUUGGAAAACCCCAAGACCAUCACGGCUGAAGAUGGCUCCAAGAUCUUGGUGGACGGUUGGUACGGCAAAGCUCGUAAGAUCCACUACACUUGCGAUCUUUUCUUUGCAUUGAACUGGGGUCUUAUCACUGGCUUCAACAGCCCAUUCCCUUGGUUCUACCCUGUUUUCUUUGCAUGCAUGAUCUCUCACCGUGCUUUGCGAGAUAUCCAGCGCUGUCGCAACAAAUACGGCGAAGCGUGGUUAGAGUAUGAAAGACGAGUCCCUUAUCUUUUCAUUCCUGCAGUCCACCUGCCAGAGUGCUCGGAGUUCUUUGGGGACUGGAUGAGUAUCUAUGUAUUCCAUCCCACGAUCCCUGGGUAUCCAAAGGCCCGAUUCCCUGGUGUAGUUGUAUUCAGUGAGAUCUACCAAGUGACUGGACCUGUGUCACGGUUUGCUAGGCAGAUCGCUGGCCAAGGAUAUAUUUGCGCUGCUCCCUCUAGCUAUCACGAAUUCACUGGCCCAGAGCCAUUGGAAUACAAUGCCGAGGACACGGAUAAAGGGAACAACUGGAAAGUAAGCAAGAAACUGGCUGCAUACGAUGAGGACGCAUCACUGUGUGUAGACUAUCUCUUGUCACUGCCCACAUGCAAUGGCCGUGUGGGCGCGACGGGUAUGUGUCUUGGUGGCCAUCUUGCGUACCGCUGUGCGUUAGAUAGUCGAGUUAGGGCGGCAAUCUUCGGCAAAAACGAUAACCAUGUCCCACCGGAAGGAAGAGACCUGAUUCGCAAAACACUUCAUGACAAGGGGGUCUUGUUUAGCUUUUACGAGGUGGCCUGGGCUCAGCACGCAUUUAUUCGUGAUGAACUCAGCAAGGGACGAUAUGACCCCGCCAUCACCAAAGUUUGUUUUGAGAUGCUACUCGAGCUAUUUGGACGGACCCUGAAACUGGAUCUGGGUGAGCACGAUGGUAAGGAAUUGGAGAUCGAGGAUGUAUGCUAA
Messenger RNA from Aspergillus pseudonomiae, 2289 nucleotides. RefSeq names its product ergosterol biosynthesis ERG4/ERG24 family-domain-containing protein. Bases 1 to 2289 code for a protein of 762 amino acids. Gene Ontology annotation, biological process: sterol biosynthetic process. Gene Ontology annotation, molecular function: oxidoreductase activity, acting on the CH-CH group of donors, NAD or NADP as acceptor; hydrolase activity. Lineage: Eukaryota; Fungi; Ascomycota; Eurotiomycetes; Eurotiales; Aspergillaceae. Gene Ontology annotation, cellular component: membrane. The transcript has 9 exons. The record is from RefSeq and is a predicted model, not a curated record.